ACUCGACAACGUCACUAAGAGGCCAUUUAAAAUCACUUCUCCCCCGAUUUUGAAAUAAUUUACUGCCAUUCACUGCCACGCUCGAGAGCUAUGUUGUGGUAGCUGUCGUUCUGCGGAGUUGUUUCCUCGUGCUCAGUGCUUGAAACGAGGGACGUUUUGCGCCUCUUUAGCUUGACACGUUACCUUACAUUGCGCACCACCACAAGCGGACUCUUUGGCUCCUGUUGUUGUUGAAAUUGUGUGGCACGUGUGUGUAGCCUACUUACUUUGUAUCCAUUUGAAGACGACGUGAUUUCCAGCUCGAGUGAGUUCAAAGUGUUCUACACCACAGUGGAUUACGGACAACACCACGUUGAAAAGUUCAAGGCGCCCAAACCAGGAACUUCAAGAAGCCACAGCUCCUCCACCACCACCAUGGUGAACAACCAGGUGUCUGGCGGCGGCGGGUCGCCCCCCAAGUCGUGUGCGGGCUGCGGGGGCCGCAUAGCCGACCGCUUCCUGCUCUUCUCCAUGGAGCGGUACUGGCACUCGCGCUGCCUCAAGUGCUCCUGCUGCCAGGCCCAGCUGGGCGAGAUCGGGACCACCUGCUACAGCAAGGGAGGCAUGAUCCUCUGCAGAAGCGACUACAUCAGACUGUUUGGACACACAGGAGCAUGUAGUGCUUGUGGCCAAUCUAUUCCAGCCAGCGAGAUGGUGAUGAGGGCACAGGGCAACGUCUACCACCUGAAGUGUUUCAAUUGUGCCACGUGCCGAAAUCGACUGAUGCCCGGCGACCGCUUCCACUAUGUGAACGGCACCAUCUUCUGCGAGCAUGACCGCCCCGGAGGGUCCCUGCUGAGCAGUCACCUGCAGAGUAACCCUGUGCUAGCUGAUCAGAAGGUCUGCUGAAAUGGCCACAGGCUUUCACGGGCCGAUCAACAUGUCCGACCACCCAUCUCCAUCAUGCACUUCAUCUUCAAAAAACAAGACAAGCCCCUCAGUGUCGACUCUUGCAGUUCUUGGCAUUUUGCAGCCUUUGGAUCCUCCAUGAUUCCGUGGAAUUCCCACAGUAAACCGCUGGACUGAAGCACUUAAUUUUCAAAAGGUAUCACACUCGUGUGCAGCUCCGUUCCACAACAAAAACUUCAAAAGUAUGUAAGAUUAUUUCGGUUCAGUUUUUGACAUGGCCUCGAGCUAUAUAUAGUGCACAGAAAUAUGGGAAAUGCGUACUUGCACACAUUUCUUAUCAAAUCAGCAGACGGCUCAAUUUCCAACAGUUUCCUAUUGCUGGGAUGCAGAGCUGUCAGUUUUAUGUACAUGUAUAUAGAAAGCAGACUUUUGGGAUCAGACGAUAAGAUCUGAACAGUGUCAUUAGCCAUUUAUUCUUUUUUUCCCAGUUUGUUUUCAGGGUAUUUUUAUAUAUAAUAAAUAUCAAGUCAGUUGACUUCAUGUUUCUUUGUUUGGGAUGAUCUGUAAAUAUUUUUUUAUAAUGGUAUUGUGUGCUACAUUGGAAUUAUAUGGUCUAAAAUGUAACAUCCCCUUUUUAAACGGAUGUCUAUUUAUGAUGUGAAAUUAUGAAACGGUAAAAAAAAUAAAUACUUGAAAUCGCA
Molecule: messenger RNA, 1589 nt
Organism: Engraulis encrasicolus (European anchovy)
Lineage: Eukaryota; Metazoa; Chordata; Actinopteri; Clupeiformes; Engraulidae
Gene: lmo4lb
Product: LIM domain transcription factor LMO4-B
Exons: 5
Coding region: 415-888 (157 amino acids)
Source: RefSeq, a predicted model, not a curated record